Toxorhynchites rutilus septentrionalis is the source of this 1521-nucleotide messenger RNA. RefSeq lists its product as uncharacterized. The transcript is spliced from 4 exons. Gene Ontology annotation, biological process: positive regulation of hippo signaling. Gene Ontology annotation, cellular component: plasma membrane; cell junction. The record is from RefSeq and is a predicted model, not a curated record. NCBI's taxonomy places the organism in Eukaryota, Metazoa, Arthropoda, Insecta, Diptera, Culicidae. Bases 210 to 755 code for a protein of 181 amino acids.
AAGUUGUUUUGUGAAGUAUUAUUUUGUGGUUAAAGAAAAUUUGUAUAAAAUGCAACUAUAUUCUAGGGUACAAAAGUGAAAAACGUAAUCAUUGCAUAUUUAUUAGCAUACUCUAGAUCUUUUAAUUGUAUUCUUCAGUUCUCGAGUGUUGAAUUGAAAAAAAAGUUUAUACAAUCGAUAGUUACAAUUGAAGUUUACUUUUUCAACUGAUGAAAUGCAUGUCUGAUGAAAUUGAAUUAGAUAUGUAUCUUCACAACCGAUGUAGUGCAUCGGAAGUGUAUCCGGUCCACAUUUAUAUGAAUGAUGAAACGAUUGAGGAGAUACAAUAUGCUGUUCCCAGAAGGAAUGAACAUACAAUCUCAUCUCAUAUAUGGGAGUCAAGCUGUUCAGAGCUACGUAGCUUCGAACCAUCCCAGGAAUCCUCCGAGUACUACGAAGAGUAUUCAUUAUCAUCUGAGUAUGAAGAUGCGUUAGUGGACGAUUGCAAAAAUGGAAAUAUUCUGUCUCUUACCAGUGUAAUACGGAACGCUGUUCGCAAGGCAGGUGUGGAAAUGGAAAAGGCGAAACGACGUGUCUCACGACAAUUCUUAACUAAUUUAAAUAUCGCUCAGCUUCGUUUAAUUGUUAACGAUCUACAGAGGUAUACUGAAUUGUUAAAUGACGAACUGGUACAGUUACUAAUGAAACGUGAUGAGUUACAAAUGAGUCAAGAUGCAACAUUGAUUGACAUAGAAGAUCUAUCGCUAUAUUUUUAAAAUUAUAUCUUUUUACCUCAGAAACAAAACUUGAUUUUCAGUUAUACUUCAGAACCCUGUAUAUGAGUCAUUGUAUUUCAACGAACAUAAAAUCAAAACUUCACUAUUUUUUAUUAUGUUAUGUUAUAAUAUGUCUAUGGGAUAUGGGGUUUAAAAAUAAUGUUUUACGGAUCAGAGUUAGAACAUCAAAAUGAUUUGUUAUUUUAACCUCAAAUAAGUUCUUGCUAGUGGAUACUAGUGUUUUAUAUGCCAUUCACAAGAUGUCCAGAAUUUUUAAAAUUAAGUAGCACAAUAAAAUUCUCAGAAAAUACACAUUCAGGCACAAAACUCAACAUGUUUAACGAUAGAAAAAAGUUAUUUUCAAUUCCGUGGAAUGAUUCCAAACUUGCUUAUAGUACUCACCGAUAGAUGCGCUACAAUUUAAAACUACAUGCACGAUGUUUUCGUACCAACAUCUUUUGGAUUACUUGUGCAAGAUCUCAAUAGAUUACAUUUCUAUCUGAAUUUUAGAUAUUUCGAAAUAGAAUAUGUUCAUCGGAUAGAUGUAGAAAUUGUAUCAUAGGUCUAACAGACCUAUGAAUAAAUUCAUCAAUAGUAUUUAGUUUCGUAAAACUCUCGCUAUGCAACACUGAACUAUAAAAAUGCUUCUUAAACGUUGUUAACAUUUUAUUAUAUUUGAUAACAAGAAUAAAAAGCGUAUUUAUAUAUGUAAUGUUAUUAUAAUGAAACCGAAUCUGCUAAAAAAUAAAGAAAACGUUCCGUUAAA